CGCCCCCGCGGCUUUCUCCGAGUCUCCCGGCGCCAGCGGGGCAGCUCGCUCUCCAUGGGGCUGAGGGGCUGGCUGAGGACCGUGUGCUGCUGCUGCCCGUGCCAGUGCCUGGAGGAGCCCGCCGUGCCCGAGAAGGAGCCCCUGGUCAGUGGUAACAAUCCGUAUUCUUCGUUUGGAGCCACCCUGGCGAGGGACGAUGACAAAAACUUGUGGAGUGCGCCUCACGAUGUGUCCCACACAGAGGCGGACGAUGACAGGCUCCUGUACAAUCUGAUAGUUGUUCGCAAUCAGCAGGCCAGGGAUUCAGAGGAAUGGCAAAAACUCAACUAUGACAUCUACACCCUGCGACAGACUCGAAGGGAAGUGAGAAAUAGAUGGAAACGCGUUUUAGAAGAUUUAGGUUUUCAAAAGGAAGUGGACUCUUUGUUGUCAGUGACGAAACUCAGCACUGUCAGUGAUUCUAAAAACACAAGGAAAGCUCGAGAGAUCUUGUUAAAACUAGCUGAAGAGACUGCUAUUUUCCCAACAGGCUGGGAGCUCUCCGAGAGAUAUCUCUUUGUGGUGGACCGUCUCAUUGCUCUCGAUGCUGCAGAAGAGUUCUUUAAAAUUGCCCGUCAAACUUACCCCAAGAAGCCUGGGCUGCCCUGCCUGGCAGAUGGCCAGAGAGAACUGCACUGCCUUCCACUUCCAAGCCCCUAGAGGCGAGGCUGGGAGGCAGAAUUGGAUUCUUCCACUGGAACUCAACAGCCAACCAAAGCUGGACAAAUGAUUGCAGAUAAGAGUGAACACAUAGCCCGGCUGGCGUGGUUCAGCGGUUGAGCAUCGACCUA
Messenger RNA from Miniopterus natalensis, 830 nucleotides. RefSeq names its product melanoregulin (gene MREG). Lineage: Eukaryota; Metazoa; Chordata; Mammalia; Chiroptera; Miniopteridae. The record is from RefSeq and is a predicted model, not a curated record. Gene Ontology annotation, biological process: melanocyte differentiation; melanosome transport. Gene Ontology annotation, cellular component: melanosome.